Molecule: messenger RNA, 186 nt
Organism: Debaryomyces tyrocola
Lineage: Eukaryota; Fungi; Ascomycota; Pichiomycetes; Serinales; Debaryomycetaceae
Source: the annotation of a GenBank genome assembly
AUGAUCUCGGACGAAUCCUCACUGAUACACGUAAUGCCCCUGCAUAAAGAUAAAGAAGAAGAGAAGAAGGGAAAUGGUGAAACCAUUUUAAAGGUAGAUUGUGCGCUUUUAUACAAAAUUGACAUUUAUCCGGGUAAUAGAGCUUUUUUACAAGAAAUCAUUCCAUUUUUAUUUUGCAGUAAUUGA